AUUCAUCAGAGAAUCCACACAGGAGAGAAACCUUUUACCUGUACUCAAUGUGGGAAGAGUUUUACUACAUCUGGCCAUCUGACUCUACACCAGAGAACACACACAGGAGAGAAAUCUUAUAUCUGUGGUCAAUGUGGGAAGAGUUUUACUGAGUCUAGCAGUCUGACUCAACACCAGAGAAUCCACACAGGAGAGAAACCUUAUAGCUGUGCUCAAUGUGGGAAGAGUUUUGGUCAAUCUGGCGAUCUGACAGUGCACCAGAGAAUACACACAGGAGAGAAACCUUAUAGCUGUGAUCAAUGUGGGAACAGUUUUACUCAGCUAAGCAACCUGAUAUCCCACCAGAGAAUACACACUGGAGAUAAACCUUAUAGCUGUGAUCAAUGUGGGAAGAGUUUUACUCAGCCAAGCAACCUGACACGACACCAGAGAACACACACUGGAGAGAAACCAUAUAGCUGUGAUCAAUGUGGGAAGUUUUUUUUUACAUCUAGCCAUCUGAAGAUACACCAGAGAACACACACAGGAGAGAAACCUCAUGGCUGUGAUCAAUGUGGGAAGAGUUUUGUUACAUCUGGCCAGCUGACUUUACACCAGAGAACACACACAGGAGAGAAACCUUAUAGCUGUGAUCAAUGUGGGAACAGUUUUUCUCAGCUAAGCAACCUGAUAUCACACCAGAGAACACACACAGGAGAGAAACCUUAUAGCUGUGUUCAAUGUGGGAAGAGAUACUCUGAU
Salmo salar (Atlantic salmon) is the source of this 741-nucleotide messenger RNA. The record is from RefSeq and is a predicted model, not a curated record. NCBI's taxonomy places the organism in Eukaryota, Metazoa, Chordata, Actinopteri, Salmoniformes, Salmonidae.